AUGCCAUUUCUGGGGACGUCAAAACGUCUGUCCGAGUUCAAUUUGAGCAACAAGAUUGUACUGGUGUCGGGCGCUGCUCGUGGCCUUGGUCUGACCCAGGCAGAGGCUCUGUUGGAGGCGGGAGCAACCGUGUACGCUCUCGAUCGGCUUCCCGAGCCCUCGCCGGACUUUCAUAGAAUUGCCGAACGAGCACGGAAGGAGCUUGACACCUCUUUGCACUACCGACAAAUCGAUGUACGAGAUGUGAAGAAUCUCAAUAAGAUCGUCGAAGAGAUCGGGGACAAGCAUGGUAGGAUGGAUGGCUUGAUCGCAGCUGCAGGUAUCCAGCAGGAGACGCCAGCGCUUGAGUAUACGGCAGAAGACGCCAACCGCAUGUUCGAGAUCAACAUCACGGGCGUCUUCAUGACCUCUCAGGCAGUCGCGAAGCAGAUGAUCAAGUUCGGAAGCGGCGGAAGCAUCGUCCUGAUCGCCAGCAUGUCUGCAACCGUGGCCAAUAGGGGUCUCAUCUGUCCAGCAUACAACGCCUCAAAGGCUGGAGUAGUUCAGCUUGCUCGGAACCUGGCGUCAGAGUGGGGUGAAUACAAUAUCCGCGUCAAUACCAUCUCGCCGGGCUAUAUCGUAACGGCAAUGGUUGAGGAACUGUUCAAGCAGUUUCCGGAGCGUCGAACGGAUUGGCCGACGCAGAACAUGCUGGGACGUCUCUCUGCUCCGAGCGAAUAUCGCGGUGCUGGUGUGUUCCUGAUCAGCGACGCCAGUAGCUUCAUGACGGCAGCAGAUCUAAGAAUGGAUGGUGGGCAUUCGGCCUGGUAG
Molecule: messenger RNA, 810 nt
Organism: Trematosphaeria pertusa
Lineage: Eukaryota; Fungi; Ascomycota; Dothideomycetes; Pleosporales; Trematosphaeriaceae
Product: NAD(P)-binding protein
Exons: 4
Coding region: 1-810 (269 amino acids)
Cellular component (GO): intracellular anatomical structure
Molecular function (GO): oxidoreductase activity, acting on NAD(P)H, oxygen as acceptor
Source: RefSeq, a predicted model, not a curated record